Molecule: messenger RNA, 2278 nt
Organism: Odontomachus brunneus
Lineage: Eukaryota; Metazoa; Arthropoda; Insecta; Hymenoptera; Formicidae
Product: serine protease persephone-like
Exons: 6
Coding region: 170-2143 (657 amino acids)
Biological process (GO): proteolysis
Molecular function (GO): serine-type endopeptidase activity
Source: RefSeq, a predicted model, not a curated record
UUUACCUUCAAAAAAUUGGUCAGUGUAACAAAGGAUACGCUAUUAGCGUCGUAUCUGGAUCUCUUUCCCCAUAAAUAGGGGAACUCUAGCACAUCCUGCAUACAUAAAUGUGCGCUCGUGCUAAAAGUCGUUCAAUAGACUGCGAGCCGUCAGAUAAUAACGACUCGUCAUGCCAUUGCGACUAUUCGUGCUGGUGAAUAUCGCCGUCGUUAUGACGCUUAGUGUCGCGUUUUCGGAAGGUGCGAACCACAUCAGCUCCGAUCAGAUCGAGAGACCGAUUAUGAUGCGACAGGGAAUUCGCGCUUUUCUGCCGGGUCAAGAUGCGAUGUCGCUUGUCAGAUCACCGUCUCUAUUCUUCUUGCAUCUGCUUAAGCACAAACUGCAGAUUCAGAAGCUGGAGAAGAUUACUACUACUACUACUACUACCACCGUUGCUACACCCACCAUGACCAACAGCAGCAGAAUUUGCAUCUGCGUACCGUUUUAUCAGUGCGAUGCUAAUCAGACCAUCAUCACCGAUGGCACGGGAGUGAUCGACGUCCGUUUUCGGAGAUGUCCCGGACCCUUUGAUGUCUGCUGUUACCUACCGAAUAUCACAAUACCGACACCUCCAAUGACGAGACCUCCAACAACAAUGAGUACAACCAGAAGACCGUCGACAGUCUUCCCUACUGGACCUCCGAAUCUCAAUUGCAUCUGCGUGGACAUAUCACUGUGCGAUCCAAACGGGAUAGUUACUAUUUCCGGAGAGGGUAUAAUAAACCCACGAGGUGGUUAUAGGCUGUGUCCCGGUGCCAACCGGGUCUGCUGCACAAUAUUGGCGACCACGAGUCGUCCCACGAACCCUCCGACCAGCCGUCCGACUACGAUGACUCCCGCACCCACGAUGACAACCUUACCACCUGGACAGAUUCAGCUGUGCUUUGUGUGCGGUAAUACCAUUCAGUGCAUCACCUGCGGAGUCAUCAUCACGCCCGGCGCGAUAGAUCCCAGAUUCCCCUUGUCGCAGAGUGACCUCUGCUCGAGGAGUUUGACGAACGAACCGCUUUGUCAGGACGGGACUAUGUCGUCCAGCGUGGAAGUUCUGGGCCCGUUGAAAAACUUAGGCACACCGCAGGCUUGCUACUGUAUCAAGACCUGGAUGUGUUCCGAAGAUAAUGUGGUCAAUCCGGACGGUUUGGGUGUAAUAGACUCGAGGUUCACCACGUGCUCGUCCGAGGACCAAGUAUGCUGCCGUUCCACAGGGAUGGAUGUUCAGAUCCUCCGCAGCGGCGAUACCUUCCUGUCAUCGCCCGAGCGUUUCAUCGCAAACAAUCCAUCCAGCUCUUUCUCACAGACGAUCUGCGGCAUACGGGACGCUAGUUACGCAUCGUCGCAGCCUUUUCCCGCUGACUCUGAAAAUACUUACUUCGCCGAGUUCCCAUGGAUGGUCGCACUUCUGGCAAAGUCCGCGACCGGAUCUUAUACCUUCCAAUGCGGUGCUUCAAUGAUCAAUGACAGGGCCGUCCUUACAGCCGCACAUUGCGUUGUAAAUCAGAAACCUGAAAAUCUAAUAGCACGGUUUGGUCAAUGGGACAUAGAGGAUAAGACUCAACCUCUGCCUGUUCAAGAAGCGAAUAUCCUCGCAAUAGUUAUUCACCCGACGUACUAUAGUGGCGGACUGUUCCAUGACAUAGCAGUUCUCGUUUUGGAGAAACCGGUCGUUUACAGCACAAACAUUCUGCCAAUUUGUCUGCCUGAACAAGGUAUGGUUUUCACGGCCGGGACCAGGUGCUACGGAACAGGAUGGGGUAGUAGUUCCCUCGGACCGGAAGGGAAGUACCAAGCGGAACUUCGAAAAGUUAACGUUCCCAUUGUCGAUCACGCCGAAUGCCAAACGCGUUUGCGAAGCACGAGGUUGGGCCAACAUUUCCAACUGCAUGGAUCGUUCAUCUGCGCGGGAGGUGAAGCAAAUAGAGAUACAUGUCGCGGUGACGGCGGUGGACCUUUGACCUGUCAGUCUGCUACGGGGCAAUUCCUCCAGGCUGGUAUCGUGUCGUGGGGCAUCGGUUGCGGAGCCUCUAACGUUCCUGCGGCAUACACCAGCGUAUCGCAGCACCGUCAAUGGAUAGACAAGCAGCUCGCGACUUACGGAGUCCAAUGAUGUGUAAUACUCUGCAUAAUAUGUCUAAUUUAACGACUGCCAUGUGUCUUAUGUAAUAUCGCUUAUGAAAUAUUCAGUAUAUAAUGUAUGUUUAGCGUAAGAAUAAGAAUAAAAUAUUAGAAUGACUGUUCCUUA